AUGACAUUGCUGAAGCGAGGAAGACAAAGAGGAUCUCGGAUAAAAGACCUGAAGGCGGAGAGGGAAAGGCCUUUGAGGUUGUGGGUCGCCGGUGCUUGUACAAGAGGAAGAGGAAGAGGAAGAACUCAAGCUCGAGCUAGAAAAAGAAGAAGAACAAGUUUAAGAAGUAGGAGCUUAAAAGAAGGGGUGCGGGGUGCUAUUGAUUCUUCUUUUAAUCUCGUCGUCAGUAUUAAAACUCGAUUUAUAAAAGGGAGUGAGUAUGUAAGUAUAAAAUGCGGGAAACGCAAUAAGCGUAACGCAAUAAAAUUGCACCGAGUCUUUUCCGUUAUCCGUGGACUUUUCCGAGCUAUAUCUUCCCAGUAA
Cotesia congregata is the source of this 363-nucleotide messenger RNA. The record is from the annotation of a GenBank genome assembly. NCBI's taxonomy places the organism in Eukaryota, Metazoa, Arthropoda, Insecta, Hymenoptera, Braconidae.